CUCUCCUGAAGUACCUUGGCGGCAUUUGCCUUGCCUGCGAGUUUCUAUGGAUUUAAUUUUCUUCCCCUUCGCAGCUGGGAGAAGAGUCUUCUUCAAUUACCCAAGUUAAACCUGACCAUGAAGGUAGGAGUGAUUGAGACCCAUCACUCCCAUACAAUUGUUCCCACUGUGGUAGUGCAUGACACCAGUAAGGACCUUGGACCAAUGAACAAAGGGGAAAACAGGCAACAAUAUCUACCUGGAGUAUUUGCACGCUACAAUAUUAACAAUAAUAGUAAUAAAGAUAAAGAGGAGAAGAAAAGGAAAAAAGAAAAGAAGAGCAAGCCAGAAAAAAAAAAGGAUGGAGAAACACAAAAGAACAAAGAAAAAAAGGAGAAAAAUAAAGAUAAAGAUAAGUUGAAGAAGAAAGAAAAUAUAGAAGUGAAGAAAAAAGAUAUUUUCACCAUUGAUCCAGCAGGAAAUAUAUAUUACAACUGGUUGUUUUGCAUCACAAUGCCUGUCAUGUACAACUGGACCAUGAUUAUAGCAAGAGCCUGUUUUGAUGAGCUUCAGCACGAUUACUUAGUGGCAUGGUUUAUUAUUGAUUAUGUUUCUGAUGCCAUUUAUGUAGCUGAUAUGUUUGUACGGACAAGGACAGGUUACCUGGAACAAGGUCUUCUGGUGAAAGAAGAACACAAGCUACGAGAGAAAUACAAGAAAUCUUUUCAAUUCAAGCUAGAUUUUCUGUCAAUCAUACCAACUGAUCUCUUAUACUUUAAGUUAGGAUUGAAUUACCCAGAAUUAAGAAUAAACAGACUACUCAGAGUAGCUCGGAUGUUUGAAUUCUUCCAGAGAACAGAAACAAGAACAAACUACCCAAAUAUCUUCAGGAUCUCUAACCUUGUCAUGUACAUCGUGAUUAUUAUUCACUGGAAUGCCUGUGUGUACUACUCUAUCUCAAAAGCCAUUGGAUUUGGGGCUGACACAUGGGUCUACCCCAACACCUCAGAUCCUGAAUUUGCACGCCUAACUAGAAAAUAUGUCUACAGUCUCUACUGGUCAACACUGACCCUGACUACUAUCGGUGAAACCCCGCCUCCUGUAAGAGAUUCUGAGUAUUUCUUUGUGGUCAUUGAUUUCUUGGUUGGAGUACUGAUCUUUGCUACCAUUGUUGGUAACGUGGGCUCAAUGAUCUCCAACAUGAAUGCUGCCAGGGCAGAGUUUCAAGCGAGGAUUGAUGCUAUCAAGCAGUAUAUGCACUUUCGGAAUGUGAGUAAGGACAUGGAAAAAAGAGUUAUAAAGUGGUUUGACUAUCUGUGGACAAACAAAAAGGCUGUGGAUGAAAGAGAAGUCUUGAAGUAUCUGCCAGAUAAACUAAGAGCAGAGAUUGCAAUCAAUGUUCACCUGGAAACGCUGAAAAAAGUUCGGAUUUUUGCGGACUGUGAAGCUGGUCUGCUGGUUGAACUGGUUUUGAAACUCCAGCCCCAAGUAUACAGUCCUGGAGAUUAUAUUUGCAGAAAAGGAGAUAUCGGACGAGAGAUGUACAUUAUCAAAGAAGGCAAGCUGGCAGUAGUUGCUGAUGAUGGAAUUACCCAAUUUGUGGUCCUAAGUGAUGGUAGCUACUUUGGAGAAAUCAGCAUUCUUAAUAUCAAGGGUAGCAAAGCUGGGAAUCGAAGAACAGCCAAUAUUAAAAGUAUUGGAUACUCAGACUUGUUUUGUCUGUCUAAAGAUGAUCUCAUGGAGGCUUUAACAGAGUAUCCAGAUGCAAAGGCCAUGCUUGAAGAAAAAGGCAAGCAAAUCCUAAUGAAAGAUGGGUUGCUGGACAUUGAAAUUGCAAACUUAGGAAGCGAUCCUAAAGAUCUGGAAGAGAAGGUCGCCUACAUGGAACGUGCUAUGGACAGGUUACAAACAAAGUUUGCCAGGUUGUUGGCUGAGUAUGAAGGUGCACAACAGAAAAUGAAAAAAAGACUUACACAAGUAGAGAAAAUACUGAAGCCGAUUAUGGAGGAAGAGUUUGCAGACUUAGAAGAAGCAGAUCCAUCCACAGAUAAACCUGAAUCGUCAAAAGCAGAAUAAAAACAAUGGAAGUUGCCAAUGAGACUGAGGGUCAAAUACUGACUGGGGUUGAAUACCUCAAUUUCUAAUCUUUGUAGUACCUGACUAUUAAUUAUAAAAAAAUAUUUGUCAAGACAAUGUCACUAAUCUCCCACAAGCAGUGCAUAUUUGGCAGUUUUGGGGCGGAAAAGGAAGAAUGGAGAAUGAGAAUUGGAGAAAACUUUGCUCUUGCACAAACAGGUGGUAUUACCUGCUAAUGCAUUUUUUACUCUCGGUACACUGCUCUACGGCAGAUGCACAUUCACUGUCAUAUACUGGCAAAUAUUGGAAGUUUUGCUGAUUGUUUUAAAAUAAUUUCUUUGUGUCUGCUUAUGGAAAGAAGGAAAGGUUUGGCAACAAUUUUAUUAUUUGAGGUCAUUAACCUUUAUAGUAAAUUUGUGUAUAUUUGUUUUAUAUAUAACCUUUAUAUAUAAUUUGUGAGCACAUUUAUAUAUCUAUUGAUUAACAUCAAAUUAAUUAAGUAUGGCUCAUACAUAUAACAAGAAUUAGAUAUAUCUACAAUGUAGAUGAUGGUACUGAAGGCUGUAAGACUUGGAAAAUACUAUUACUUCUUGGGUACACCUUGGCUGAUUCGUUGAAAUAUAAGUGGGCAGUUUGAAAUAGUCCUUUUUUCAGGAUAAUAUAUGCAAAGGCUGGAAUACAGAGAGGAGAAAAUAUAACUUUUUGUAAGCAGCAAUAAGAAAGAUAUAGAUGGUUCAUAGUCUAGUGUUCUUUUCACAAUAAUAAAAAAUAAUAUACAAAUAUACAAAUAAUAUACAAAUAAAAUACACAUUAAAGAUUGUUCUGUUUCAUAUAAUCAUGUGGCUGCAGAAAACAGACUAUCAAGUUUUGAAUAUUUGUAAUUAAAAAUGUUUAUGUCCCUAAUGUAACACUUGUUUGUGCUGGUAGAGUGCAAGGGGAAGACAUGGCAGCAACAGGCCAAAUAUUCCUCCUACAGCGUCUUCUGUAGAUGCUUUUGGGGGAAGAAUAUGACUGAAGAGUUUGGUUUUAUCCCACUGAUAGAGGAUUUCUUUCUUCAUAACUACUUCUGAUAUAAUCAAAUCUAUAGAUUCAUAUGUUAGAUCCAUUUCCAACUGCUUUAAGAUGCAUUAUCUUCUUGGAUUUCCCCCUAAUUUAUGCCUUUUUUAUUGGCAAAAAAGUGAUUUGCUCAGUUAUGGUCUCAGCUGAAUAUUUGCAGCUGGGUAUUUUCAGUAGAAUUUGAUCAUAGGAAUGUAACAUUAAGUUUGAUGAAAGGGAGUGAAGAGGGGGACUGUAAUGAGAAAAUGGAUAAUUCUCUCUUUAAGGAAAUUUGAUUAUUCUGAGCAACCAGACUGCCAAUCUUAAGAAAUACUUACGUACAUGUUACUGUCAGUAACAUCUCUACACUUGCAUUCUCUCCUUAAGGAAAUGGAAAUAAUAUAAAUUUGGUAUUUUUUAAAGUGCAUUGCUUUCUGGCUGUUUUAUUUUUUGUAAUGUUGAUGCUUUCCAGCAUGCCAGAGAUCUAGAAAUAACUGCUGAUUUACUGCAAGGAUGAAAUUUUCUGAAGUACUUAAUGCACAGGAUAUAUAUGGAAAACCAAGGGUAAAUAUAAAUACAAAAUGGCUGUUCAUGCCCUGUUGAUCCUGUGCUUUGAAUGAAAAAUGGUUUAAUUAGCUGAUAAGAGGAAAGGGUGUGCCAUCCUCUCUGUAAAGAUUCUAUCCCAGUACACAGGAACAAGGAUUAUUCUAGUAUUUAUCUAUACUGUGAGUGUUGGACUUUGCAAUCAGCAUUCUCCCAGCUCAGGUCUUGAAUAUAAUUUGCAAUCUGUAUGCCAGCAGCAACCUAUCCUAUAUGGCUACUAGGCACAUAGGAAGCACUCUUCUCCUUUGUUGAAGUGCUUAAGACCUUUUAUUAGAUAAAUGUGUGAUGUGAAGUUUUAAUUAAAAAAAAGACAGAUACCUAUUGUUAACUAUUUUUUUUCGGUAUUGAUCCUU
Oenanthe melanoleuca is the source of this 4046-nucleotide messenger RNA. RefSeq names its product cyclic nucleotide gated channel subunit alpha 1 (gene CNGA1). Gene Ontology annotation, biological process: monoatomic cation transmembrane transport. The coding region runs from base 118 to 2055 and encodes 645 amino acids. The transcript has 8 exons. Gene Ontology annotation, molecular function: intracellularly cGMP-activated cation channel activity; intracellularly cAMP-activated cation channel activity; protein-containing complex binding. Lineage: Eukaryota; Metazoa; Chordata; Aves; Passeriformes; Muscicapidae. The record is from RefSeq and is a predicted model, not a curated record. Gene Ontology annotation, cellular component: intracellular cyclic nucleotide activated cation channel complex; plasma membrane.